Molecule: messenger RNA, 1085 nt
Organism: Paramuricea clavata
Lineage: Eukaryota; Metazoa; Cnidaria; Anthozoa; Malacalcyonacea; Plexauridae
Source: the annotation of a GenBank genome assembly
AUGUCUACCAUCACCGCUGCCGUUUGUAAAGACCAUCUUGAAUCUGGCGUAAUGUUUGCUUUUGAUGUAAUCGAUGAGUGUUUUGUUAAAGCCAAACUAAACAGUCUUAAAACAAACAAAGCGAUUGGUUUGGACAACAUCAGUGCCAGAUUGCUAAAGGACUCUGCUGACAUUAUCACAACAAGUUUGACUAAACUUUACAACCGCUCAUUAGCAACCUCCGUCUUCCCAGCUGUUUGGAAAUGUGGAAAAGUAACUGCAUUAUUCAAAUCCAGUGACCGAUGCAAUGCCAAUAAUUAUAGACCAAUAACCAUUCUACCAACUGGUAGCAAAAUACUUGAAAGAGCUGUUCAUAGUCAAGUCUAUAGCUAUCUACUUCGUGAAAAUAUCCUGAUCCCGAAACAAUUUGGAUUCCACCCAAAACUCUCCACGGCAAUUGCUCUCACCUACUUCACUGACAACAUUCUGGAUAAUUUAGAUAAAGGUUCUAUCGCCGGUGCAGUUUUCUUAGAUCUUUUGAAGGCCUUCGACAUGGUUAGUCACGAUUGUCUCACACAAACUUGGUACUAUUGGUUUUUCAGAGCCAACAAUCAACUGGUUCUCUUCUUAUCGUUCUCUUCUUAAUCGUUUUCAAGUCACUUCUAUUGGCCUUGAACAGUCGUCCACUCAACCAGUACAUGUCGGAGUACACCAAGGAAGUAUACUGGGUCCUUUACUGUUUCUCAUUUAUGUGAAUGAAAUUCCCUCCACUGUUAACAGCUGUGACAUUUCCCUGUAUGCAGAUGAUACCGUCCUGUUUUGCUCAGCUAAAACCAUGAUUGAAUUGGAACAAAAGCUAAACUCUGACCUGCAGAACUUAUCUCGUUGGUUUGAUGCUAACCGUUUAACUGUUAAUACUUCUAAAUGCAAAUUUAUGGUUUCUGGAAGUAAUGCCAAACUUGCCAAACUACAAAAUAUAAAUCUACUUAAUAACAGCCCACUAAAUCGUGUUGAAUCAUUUAAGUAUCUUGGUAUAACCUUAAAUCAGACAUUAUCGUGGUCAGAUCAUAUUGAAGCACUCUUUACCAAAGUUAAUCAACGUCUUG